Marmota monax (woodchuck) is the source of this 6851-nucleotide messenger RNA. RefSeq names its product G protein-coupled receptor 173 (gene Gpr173). The coding region runs from base 4105 to 5226 and encodes 373 amino acids. Gene Ontology annotation, cellular component: plasma membrane. Gene Ontology annotation, biological process: G protein-coupled receptor signaling pathway. Gene Ontology annotation, molecular function: G protein-coupled receptor activity. Lineage: Eukaryota; Metazoa; Chordata; Mammalia; Rodentia; Sciuridae. The transcript is spliced from 2 exons. The record is from RefSeq and is a predicted model, not a curated record.
CGGAUACUCUGAGCCACCCUUCUCAACCCGGAUCUAAAACCCGGGACACAGCUAUCAGGCCAGCCUCUCUCUCUCCACCCCACCCCCUCUUUCUGGCGUCCAUCCCCUCCCCAACACCACCUCUGCUGCUGCCUCUGGCUGUGGACCUGCACCUCUUCCCCAUCCCCGCCAGGCCCGGGGAGAGGGGUGAGCCUGGAUGAGAGCCCCCCAACCUGGGGCUCUCUCAGGCCAUGGCCCCUGUGCUCCCGGGGAGGAGCCCAAGACCCUGAGCAUCUGCUAGAGGCUUGGCAGAGGCCCCGCGGGGACCAAGUCUUCUGAGGACAAAAGGCGGCGGCCAGCAGGCAGACGGGCGAGGGGGGGGGGGUACCGGCAGCCAGGCAAGUAGGCGGGUAGCAGGGGCCAGCGCUGCCCCCCCCCCUCCCAGCCUGGCUGUGGCAUGAAGAUGGGGGUGGGAGUGUGUAGUGGGGGAAGCACCUGCUGGGACCCCCACCUGCCAGCUUGUUGGGCACCCCAUGGCUGUAUGCUGCCCACCUGGUGUUCCCCAACACCCCCAGCCCUGCCCAGUGCACCCCUCCGGUGCCUGCUUCCCCUAAUGCCUGCGAUUUAGACCAGCCCAGCUGUAUCCACGGCAACAGAAGCAGAAGUGUCACUGGCCGCCAGAUCACUGAGGGUCCCACAAUGUGGCCUGGGCUGUGAUUUAUCCUGGGCAAGACAGCUUGAGCCCUCUUCCUGGAUGCCAAGACAGACCUGCUGAGAGAGUCCAGUCUUCUAGAUCUUUCUUUCUGUUGUCAUCCCUCUUCUUCCCCCCUCUCCUUUCCUAUCUCUGACUCUAUUCCUUUUCAUUUUCUGUUGUGAUGUUUCUCUAUGUGCCUGUCUGUAUCUUUUUUCUCACUCUUCUUCCCCUUUCUGUCUCUAUUUCAAUCUCUUCCUUUCUCUUCUUUCUCUGUUUAUCUCUUUCCCCCUCCUGUGUCUCCAUCUGUCUCUCUCUCACACACACACCUCUCUUUUCUUUCACUAAAGAAAGUGUCUCUCUAAAUUUCUCUUACAUUCAGUCUCUAUUUCUGUCCCUUUCCUCUUGCCUCCCCUAAAGGCUAAGGAGUGUGUGUGUGUAUGUGCACAUACUUGUGCACAGGCAUGGGUGUAUGCACAUGUACACACACCCAGAUGAAGGCUGCCCUUCAGACCUUGAGGGACUGAAAGAGAGCCCACCCCUCCUUCUCCUAACACCUGUCCUAGACCCCUCCUAUGCCAGUAAGCCAAUGACUCUGAGACUUCACAGAACCAUAAAAAACAAAACCAAACAAAAAACAAAAGACAAAAAAAAACCCACAAACUGGUUCUAGGAGGCUGUGGCAGACUAGGUAGGACUGGGUCAGGAAAUAGUAUAGAGAGAAAACUUUAGGAAGGAGGUGGUAGGAAAAUAUCCAUUCAAGCUCCACCUCCUCCAGCCCAGCCCAGCCCAGCCCAGCCCCAGCCCCAAUAGCAAUUGUGAGUUUCUCCAGCUUCUGUUCAAGUAGCUCAGCUACCUUCCCUCUGGGCCUUGCCCAGUUGCCUUAUCAAAUCCCAAAAUUCUCUACCUGCACACACCAGAUCCUCUCCUGAUUUCCCCAAGCUCAGCUGUGCCACUCUCACUACCAGACACAAUCCCCAGACCAUUCUUUCAGCAAAUCCUACAUGGAUGCCCCCAGGGAGUCCUCUCUACUCACCAGCCCAUUUAGUCCCUCAGUCAAUUUAUUUGACAUCUUUUCUGAGAACCUACUGUGUGCUCUGUACUACUCCUAUAUAGGGCUGAGGUUGUGGCUCAGUGGUAGGGUGCUCGCCUAGCAUGUGUGGGGUGCUGGGGUCAAUCCUCAGCACCACAUAAAAUAAAUAAAUAAAGAUUAUGUGUUCGACUACAGCUAAAAAAUAUUUUAAAAAUAAAUUAUAUCGUGUGUUAGCAAGAGAAAUUCUAGGAAGAAAAAAUAAAGGAGAGAACCAGGAAUGGGAGUGUUGUGACCUCUCCUCUCACCUGUAUUACUUCAGGAUCCUCCUGAUUAGUCUCCCCACUUCCACCAUUGCACCAUAUGAUCUGUUCUCAGCAGCAAGUGGGAUCCUGUUCAGUCCUAAAUCAUAUCACUCCUCACCUCUGCUCAAAACCCAUCUCAUUCUGAGUCAAAGUCAAAGUCCUUACCAUGGCCUCUGUGGUCUCUCCUUGCCACCUUUCUGACCUCACCUGGAAGCACUUGCCCUUUGCUCAUUCUGUUCUACCAACUCCUUCCUUGCUUUUUCUCAAAUGUGCCAUACAUUGCCCCACCCCAGGGCCUUUGUUCAGGUUGUUCCUAUUGCCUGGAUUUCUCUUCCCUCAAAUAGCCAUGUGACUCUCUUCCUCACUUCCUUCAGGUCUUUGCACAAAUAACAUUUUCUCAGUGAAAAUUUCCCUGUCUGCCUCAUCAAAGACUGCAACACCUUCCCCAGCCCUAGUACUUCCUAUUCUUCUUCCCUCCUUUAUGUUUAUUCAUAGGAAUUUGUCAUCAUCUGAUAUACCAACUUCGCCUGUGUUUCAGUGUCAUCUCCACAAGGGCAGGGAUCUUCAUCUGUCUUGUUCAUCUGUCUUGUCCUCAGUACUUAGAAUAGUGCCUGGCAUACAGUAGAUACUCAAUAAAUAAAUAUUUUUUCAAUGAAUGAAUGAACACAUACAAGCAUGCUUUCAUCUGUGUAUUCAUGCAUAUUCCUCAUCUCACCCAAAGUAAAAACCAAAGUCCUCUUCAUGGCCCACAGUCUAUACUACUUGACCCUGGACAUGUGUAUGACCUUACCUCCUACCACUGUCUCCCUCACCUAUGCUACUUUUGUGACACUAAUCUUUCCAUUGUUCCUGGAACAUGCUGAAUGCAUAUCUGAUCUUGAAUAAAGAAAUCUAGGGGCCAGAGUUGUAGCUCAGUGGUAGAGCACUUGCCUAGUACAUGUGAGGCAUUGGGUUCAAUCCUCAGCACCACAUAAAAAUAAAUAAAUAAAAUAAAGGUAUUGUGUCCAUAUACAACAACAACAAAAUUUUUUAAAGAAGCCUUGUUAUCCUAAGAAAAAAUUUUAAACAGAAAUCUAUUUGAUGAAUGACUGCCAGCAUUUUUUUUUAAAAAAAGAUGAAAUAGAAGCCAUGCAUGGUGGCACACACCUAUGAUCCCAUCAACCAGGGAGGCUGAGGCAGAAGGAUCAAAAGUUUGAGGACAACUUCAGCAACUUAGCAAGGCUCUAAGCACCUAAGUAAGACCCUGUCUCAAAGUAAAAAAUUAAAAGGCCUGGAGAUGUAGCUCAAUGGUAAAAGGCCCCUGGGUUCAAUCCCCAGUACAAAAGGAAGGAAGAAAGGAAGGAAGGAAGUGAUUUGCAGGGGGGGGAAGAAAGAAAAAAGUAAUAAAAUAGAAUGGAGUACACUACACAUGGGAUCAGUUCUGUUUUUUGAAACUUGGUGAGUUGUGUGUGUUCAUGCACAUAUGUGUACUGGGUUGUGGUGUAAAAUAUCCUUUUUACUGUGGGUGGUGGUCAAAAAAGUUUUAACACAACUUUGAGGCUUUAAAAAGGGGGAAAGGAGCCCCAACAACAUUCCUGUCCCCACAGACGCACAAGUGGAGGAAAUGGGUAACUGAGGACAUCCAAAGAGAUGAAGCAUCUGCACCCAGCAAGGAAGGGGUAGGAGCAGGAGUGGGCCAGACUCAGGACCUGACCCUAACUAGGGAGUCAGUGGGAAGGGUUCACAGACACACUAACCCUGGCCUCUAUGUUUCUUCCUCACCUUUCCUUUCCACCCAUUUCUCACUGUCUCUCAUUUAUCUCUGUUUCAAUCACUCUUUUUUAUCCUCUUAUCCUUUCCACAUCUGUGUUGUUUUAUAUCCAUUUAUAACUUCGUCACCAUUUCUCUCUCUCUCAUUCUUUCCUACUGUCUCUGCAUAUUUGUGUGCAUUUUUCUGUUUCUCUCCUUUCCUCACUUCUCUGUCUCUCUGUGUCUGUGUCUCCCUUACUGUCCCCACUUACAGGUGCAGCCCAGCAGGACAACUGAUGGAGUCCCCCAGGGCCCAUCAAGUAUCGGACUGGCUGACCCCCUAGGGUUGGGAGUAGCCCUUGCCCCUCAGUAUGGCCAACACCACCGGAGAGCCUGAGGAGGUGAGCGGCGCACUGUCCCCGCCGUCAGCAUCUGCUUAUGUGAAGCUGGUGCUGCUGGGACUGAUCAUGUGCGUGAGCCUGGCGGGCAACGCCAUCUUGUCCCUGCUGGUGCUCAAGGAGCGUGCCCUGCACAAGGCUCCUUACUACUUUCUGCUGGACCUGUGCCUAGCUGAUGGCAUACGCUCUGCCGUCUGCUUCCCUUUUGUGCUGGCUUCUGUGCGCCACGGCUCCUCAUGGACCUUCAGUGCACUGAGCUGUAAGAUUGUGGCCUUUAUGGCCGUGCUCUUUUGCUUCCAUGCGGCCUUCAUGCUGUUCUGCAUCAGCGUUACCCGCUACAUGGCCAUUGCCCACCACCGCUUCUACGCCAAGCGCAUGACACUCUGGACAUGCGCAGCUGUCAUCUGCAUGGCCUGGACCCUGUCUGUGGCCAUGGCCUUCCCACCCGUCUUCGAUGUGGGCACCUACAAGUUUAUCCGGGAGGAGGACCAAUGCAUCUUUGAGCAUCGCUACUUCAAGGCCAAUGACACGCUGGGCUUCAUGCUUAUGUUGGCCGUGCUCAUGGCAGCCACACAUGCUGUCUAUGGCAAGCUGCUCCUCUUCGAGUACCGUCACCGCAAGAUGAAGCCAGUGCAGAUGGUGCCAGCCAUUAGCCAGAACUGGACAUUCCAUGGCCCUGGGGCCACAGGCCAGGCUGCUGCCAACUGGAUCGCUGGCUUUGGCCGUGGGCCCAUGCCACCAACUCUGCUGGGUAUCCGGCAGAAUGGGCAUGCGGCCAGCCGGCGGCUGCUGGGCAUGGACGAGGUCAAGGGUGAAAAGCAGCUGGGUCGCAUGUUCUACGCGAUCACACUGCUCUUCCUGCUCCUCUGGUCACCCUACAUCGUGGCCUGCUACUGGCGAGUGUUUGUGAAAGCCUGUGCUGUGCCCCACCGCUACCUGGCCACCGCUGUUUGGAUGAGCUUCGCCCAGGCUGCUGUCAACCCAAUCGUCUGCUUCCUGCUCAACAAGGACCUCAAGAAGUGCCUGAGGACUCAUGCCCCCUGCUGGGGCACAGGAGGUGCCCCGGCUCCCAGAGAACCCUACUGUGUCAUGUGAAGCAGGCGGGUAGGCAGACAGGCAGGGAAAAGGUCAUGGCCACCAUGGUGAGGCCAACAGCAAGGGAGGGGUGGGGCCCCAUACAGGAGCCUUCUUUUCUGAGCUCCAGCCCCAGCCCCUCGAACCACCCAUAAUCCAGGCACCUUUGCCAAUACCACCCUAGGGUGGGGGACUGGGAAAGAGGCAUCCUAGUUUUGUGGGGCCUGUGUCUGCAGCCUCCUUCUCUACUUCUACAGUCUCUCUCUCUCUCUCUCUCUCUCUCUCUCUCUCUCUCUCUCUGACAAUUCAGAAAAAGAAAACAAAACUGAAAAUGCAGGUUUUUCUACUAACAGAUAAGGAGGCAGGCUUUCUUGCUUUAAUGUCUCUCCUUCUGACAUUGUCCAGAAGGGGGAAAUUUGUCCUGUAAAAUAGAAUUCCAGAGCUCUUAUUGCCCCUUCUGCUCCCAGGCACCCUCCCCUUCCAAGUCCUUUAGCAAGGCCUGGAUGUUUAGGGAGAAACUUAUCCAAGGCUGCCAACAAGAGGGACCAAAAGGGGUGCUAGGUCCCCAGGGAGCAAGGAUGUUUAUUGCUAUGUUGUGUGCAAUGUCGUUUUUGGCUAAUGCUGGUCCCAACCCAGUCUUCUCUCCCUCCCCACCAUGUCCAGACCUCUCUAGUGCUUCUUGAGGAUCUAUUUGAGAAGCCAAGAGGGUAGAGAAAAGGGCCCCCAUGAUGGCCCAAAAAACUAGGUAAAGAGUAGGAUGUGAGUGAACUCCUUGAGCCGAAGAGAUCGAGCGUAGCCACAUUCUCUCACACCAUCUCCUGGAUCCCUAGCCCAAUAACUCUUCUUCCUGAGGAUGGAAACCCACUCCAGCCCCACUAGGGCUGUAGGUGUCAUGCAGGCAGGAGCAGCCCCUCAGAUGUGUAGGGAAGAAGCUGAACUCCCCAGAGUACCUUGGACCCCAGAGCCUGAGGUCAGAGCUGAAUUCAACCCCAGAAUUUCUCCCAGGUUCACGUUACUCUUCUGAAGAUGAGAAUUCUUUUUGGGCCUUGGUAACUGAUAAUGGUAUAAACCCCAAGGCACUAUGGACUUGAGUCCAUUCCUAUCUGACCUCUUUUUGUCCCCCUAAAGCCUUGGGCCACAAGCCCCUCCUUGGUAGCCCUUGGCCUUCUGGGUCAGCCCCAAAUGUCCUUCCUCACAACAAUCCUUCAAUCCCUUCCUCCUUUCCACCCUUACCUACACCCAAAGUGGAGCAGACUGCAACCAGAUUACUUAGGUGGGAGUUUCCAAGCCUCCCUCCAGGGACAGAAUCUACUCUGGGCUUACUUCAAGGCUAGUUCUAUGAAUUGGUAAGCCAAGUUGGCACUCCUUUACCUGGCCUUGCCCAGGCUUUCUGUCCCCCUAUAAUUUCCUUCAGGGGCAGGGAUCUAUCUGUAUUUAUCCACCCCCCUUUACCUUUCUUACAGAAGCCCCUGUCCUAAGAUCCCUCCCUACCCCAAGACAGCCCCUGAACUGGGGAAGCCUUGACCCAAAAGAAAUGAGGAGGGCACUCUAGGCAGGAGAGACAUUAAUGAGCCUAGCUGUGGAGUGACCCUGGAAAGGCAGGCCAGAGUGGCUGAGAGGCUGGGAGUGUGGGGGGGGUACCUGUU